AUGGAGCCAUUGUGCAAGAAAAUCAUCACCCCAAAGCCCCCACUAAGACAGGGUUGCUCUUUGCAAAAUAGGGAAACAGUAAGUGAGAGAAAUUCACUUUCAUCACCAUUGAAGAGUCAGCCUGGGAACCAUUCUGCCAUUUCUCAGGAGGAGUCCAGUGUGAAAAGAGGGAGAGCAAUCUUUGAAAAGAUGUCAUCAGAAAAUGGCCACAGCAACAGCUCUGAAGUGGAGUCUCGCAAACUUGUAAGAGGACUAUCUAAAGACAGCACUGCCAGGGCUGAUAACACACUGCUGGAUUUCCAGGAGACUGUCUCCUUUAAAGAAAGAAUGGCUAUGUACAAGGCUGCUGUGUCCUUUGCCCAUAGUUCACAGAAGACCAAGUUCUGUACUGUGCCUGGUGGCCUGGCAGCCGUGAGGAAACAAUUUGAGAAAGUACAAAGGAUGUCUCCAAAAAAGACCUUUGUUCAGUACCAGCACCAGCAAAGAUCUCUACAGGUUUCUCCUCACGAGCAAGUUAUUAAUGAAAUGAAAAAGGCUUCUACAUUCACUCAGCAUGAAACAGUAAUCAAUUCAGCUCAGAAUGAAGAGUUCCCAAAGACUGUAACACAGAUUUUAAAAGAGCAGAUUGAGAAGGCAGCUCAGGAAAAGGCUGUUCACUCUGAUAGAGAGAUCACAACAUCUGCUAAAGAAGUAAAGAAACUGCAGAUUCAGGAAUAUGAAACAUGCAAACUCUGCCAACAGAGAGUUUACGCCAUGGAAUGUCUUGUUGCUGAUAAGCAGAAUUUUCACAAAUCGUGUUUCCGAUGUCACCACUGUGGCAGUCAGUUGAGCUUGGGAAAUUAUGCAUCUCUCCAUGGAAAAAUAUAUUGUAAACCCCAUUUUAAGCAACUUUUCAAAUCAAAAGGAAAUUAUGAUGAAGGUUUUGGACACAAGCAGCAUAAGGAAUUAUGGAAUUCUAGGGAUCAACUUAGUUCAAUUAACAAAACUCAAGCUGAAGAAACAAAUCCCAUUAAUAGUAUACCUGUUGAUCCUAAACCAAUUACAGAAGUUGAUAAAGGCUUGUACUCAGGUACUGAUGGGGCUCGUCCUGAUAUUUUGGAUAAUAAUUUGAAAACCACAGAAAGAGGUAAAUUAAAAAUGACAUGGCCUCCUUCAACAGAUGAUGCAACAUCUAAGAAAACAUUCUCUAUUGAAGAAUCAGCUAAAGUAAAUAAGUCAAAGUGGCCCCCAGAAGGUUCUGCUCAAGAAGAUUCUAGUUUAUAUACAAAUAAAUCUCUGGACAACAAAAAGGAAUCUCAGAAAAAUCCCACUGUGAUGGAGCAAAAUAAAAAAAACACCACAAAUUCACAACAAAAUCAACACUCAUCCACUCUGUCUGAAAAACAGAGUACAAAUACCAGUAAAGUACAGAAAAAUGAAGCAGGCAAUAAUGGAAAGGAUGAGGAAGCUGGAACAGUGCAAGAUAUGGUGAAUAAACUAGAAGCAUCAGAGAAGAGGGAGCAAAGUGGAAAGGAUAUUAAUAAGGGUGAUAAUGUAAUUGUGGAUAGUACUGGGAGGAAGCAAGAGAAACAAAUUAAUGAAACUGAUAAUUCAGAAGUUGUACAGGUUACUAACAUUGAUGAUGUAACAGUACAAAAGAAUCACAAAGAAUGCAACUUGAAUAACAACAAUAAUAAUUAUGCCACUUUCUCACAUCGAAAUAUUUGUACACAGAAAACAACUCUCUCAGCUGUGUCUACCCCAAAGACAGCAUUAAGCCAUGCUAUUUGCACUGAAUCACAACAUGCCUUUGCAAAGCUGGACAGUCAGUCUGGAAAUGAAGAAAUAUAUGAGAUAUAUGAACCUCAUGAGAGCUAUUCUAGUGAUACUGUACUUGCACAAGAUGAACAGAAGUCAAAAGAUGAAGAUGCUGUUACUUGUAAGAGUCUUGUUCAAUUCAAUAACAAUGCCACAUGUCAGAAGUCUCGUACGAGCAGCACGUUCAGUUUGAAGAAGGCAACUAAUACAACAUUGUCUGUGGAUACUGAGUUGUUAUGCACUGGAGAAGAAACAGAAUAUGACAAAAAAGACAAGUUAAAUACUAUUUUAUCUGACACUCUGAAGAAAUCUUUUCUUAAUAAAGACAACCUGGUUUUAAACUGUGGACUAACAGACUCUGCAGAUAAAAAAAUCCUGCAGUCCAUAUUCAAAAGAACAUGA
Messenger RNA from Melospiza melodia melodia, 2199 nucleotides. It is a transcript of the gene XIRP2, whose product is annotated as xin actin binding repeat containing 2. Gene Ontology annotation, molecular function: actin filament binding. The record is from RefSeq and is a predicted model, not a curated record. The transcript has 8 exons. Gene Ontology annotation, cellular component: plasma membrane; actin cytoskeleton. Gene Ontology annotation, biological process: actin filament bundle assembly. Bases 1 to 2199 code for a protein of 732 amino acids. NCBI's taxonomy places the organism in Eukaryota, Metazoa, Chordata, Aves, Passeriformes, Passerellidae.